AUGGCGGCGUGUAUUUUUUGCCGUAUUAUCAAGGGUGAAAUCCCCUGCAUGAAGCUCUUUGAGACUGAGAAGACGUUGGCAUUCCUUGAUAUCGGCCCUCUCAGCAAAGGACACGCACUUGUCAUUCCUAAAUUCCACGGCGCAAAAUUGGCGGAUAUUCCCGACGACCAGCUUACGGAAAUUCUGCCGACCCUCAAGAAGCUGGUGUCCGCGACCGGCGCUGCCGAUUAUAACAUCUUGCAGAACAACGGCACUAUUGCUCAUCAGCAAGUCCAUUUCCACAUGGUACAAAAAACCGGCUAUAACGAGCGCCCCAAAACGUACACUAACUUUGAGCAGAUUCCAAAGCCGAAUGAGACAGAAGGCCUUGGCAUCAACUGGCCGGCCACUACCGGUGACAUGGACAAGCUGAAGUCUCUCUGCGAAGAGAUUAAGUCCAAGAUGUGA
Cordyceps fumosorosea ARSEF 2679 is the source of this 447-nucleotide messenger RNA. RefSeq names its product HIT family protein 1. The coding region runs from base 1 to 447 and encodes 148 amino acids. The transcript is spliced from 5 exons. Gene Ontology annotation, molecular function: catalytic activity. Gene Ontology annotation, biological process: nucleotide metabolic process. NCBI's taxonomy places the organism in Eukaryota, Fungi, Ascomycota, Sordariomycetes, Hypocreales, Cordycipitaceae. The record is from RefSeq and is a predicted model, not a curated record.